Molecule: messenger RNA, 3348 nt
Organism: Phyllostomus discolor (pale spear-nosed bat)
Lineage: Eukaryota; Metazoa; Chordata; Mammalia; Chiroptera; Phyllostomidae
Gene: GALNT1
Product: polypeptide N-acetylgalactosaminyltransferase 1
Exons: 14
Coding region: 428-2107 (559 amino acids)
Cellular component (GO): Golgi apparatus
Source: RefSeq, a predicted model, not a curated record
AGGAGGCGGCGCGGCGGACGGCGGCCCGAGAAGAGUGCCCGCGCUGCGGCCCGCGGGACCGCGCUGCGACCGCCCGGGCGGCCCCUGGAGCUCCCGCCGCCGCUGCCGCCGCCGCGCAGCGCGGACCGAGAUCCCACCACUUGACUACAGUUCCACGAGAGCAGGAACCUGAUGAGAGCAGGAACCUGGUCUGUCAUGUUUAUUGCUGUGUCCCCAGUAACUAGAAUCUAUCAUAAAGCUGACAUUUAAUAAAUGUUUGUGGAAUGAAUGAGACGUGGGACAUGUGGAUUUGGGACAUGAAUUCAUUUGAAAAACCUCUUUGGGGUUAUGAAUGUGAUUUCUGAUGAAACUGGAUUGGAAAUAUUUUCAUGAUCUUUGUAUAUUUAUAUAUAUAUAUUUUAAAACUUUGCAUUUGACUUAAAGUGCCAUGAGAAAAUUUGCAUAUUGCAAGGUGGUCCUAGCCACCUCCUUGAUUUGGGUACUCUUGGAUAUGUUCCUGCUGCUUUACUUCAGUGAAUGCAACAAAUGUGAUGAAAAAAAGGAGAGAGGACUUCCUGCUGGGGAUGUUCUAGAGCCAGUACAGAAGCCUCAUGAAGGUCCUGGAGAAAUGGGGAAGCCAGUUGUCAUUCCUAAAGAGGAUCAAGAAAAGAUGAAAGAAAUGUUUAAAAUCAAUCAGUUCAAUUUAAUGGCAAGUGAGAUGAUCGCCCUCAACAGGUCUUUACCAGAUGUUCGGUUAGAAGGGUGUAAAACAAAGGUGUAUCCAGAUAACCUUCCUACAACAAGUGUGGUGAUUGUUUUCCACAAUGAGGCUUGGAGCACACUUCUGCGAACUGUCCAUAGUGUCAUUAAUCGCUCACCAAGACACAUGCUAGAAGAAAUUGUUCUAGUAGAUGAUGCCAGUGAAAGAGACUUUUUGAAAAGACCUCUAGAGAAUUAUGUGAAAAAAUUAAAAGUACCGGUUCAUGUCAUUCGAAUGGAACAACGUUCUGGAUUGAUCAGAGCCAGAUUAAAAGGAGCUUCUGUGUCUAAGGGCCAAGUGAUCACUUUCUUAGACGCCCACUGUGAGUGCACAGUGGGGUGGCUGGAGCCUCUCUUAGCCCGGAUCAAACAAGACAGGAAAACAGUGGUAUGUCCCAUCAUUGAUGUGAUCAGUGAUGAUACUUUUGAGUACAUGGCAGGUUCUGAUAUGACCUAUGGUGGAUUCAACUGGAAGCUCAAUUUCCGCUGGUACCCUGUUCCCCAAAGAGAAAUGGACAGAAGGAAAGGGGAUCGGACUCUUCCUGUCAGAACACCUACAAUGGCAGGAGGCCUUUUUUCAAUAGACAGAGAUUACUUUCAGGAAAUUGGAACAUAUGAUGCUGGAAUGGAUAUUUGGGGAGGAGAAAACCUGGAAAUUUCCUUUAGGAUCUGGCAGUGUGGAGGAACUUUGGAGAUUGUCACUUGCUCCCAUGUUGGACAUGUGUUCCGGAAAGCUACACCUUACACAUUCCCAGGAGGCACAGGACAGAUUAUUAAUAAAAAUAACAGACGACUUGCAGAAGUGUGGAUGGAUGAAUUCAAGAAUUUCUUCUAUAUAAUUUCUCCAGGUGUUACGAAGGUAGAUUAUGGAGAUAUAGCAUCGAGAGUUGGUCUAAGACACAAACUCCAAUGCAAACCUUUCUCUUGGUACCUGGAGAAUAUUUAUCCUGAUUCUCAGAUUCCACGUCACUAUUUCUCUUUGGGAGAGAUACGAAAUGUGGAAACAAAUCAGUGUCUGGAUAACAUGGCUAGAAAAGAAAAUGAAAAAGUUGGAAUUUUUAACUGUCAUGGUAUGGGAGGUAAUCAGGUUUUCUCUUACACUGCCAACAAGGAAAUCAGGACGGACGACCUUUGUCUGGACGUCUCCAAACUUAAUGGCCCGGUCACAAUGCUCAAAUGCCACCACCUGAAAGGCAACCAGCUUUGGGAGUAUGAUCCUGUGAAGCUCACGCUGCAGCACGUGAACAGUAACCAGUGCCUGGACAAAGCUACAGAGGACGACAGCCAGGUGCCCAGCAUCAGAGACUGCACUGGGAGCCGGUCCCAGCAGUGGCUUCUUCGAAACGUCACGCUUCCAGAAAUAUUCUGAGACCAAAUUUACACGAAAAAAGAAAAAAGUAAGGAUUGACUGGGCUACCUCAGCAUACAUUUCUGCCACAUUCUGAAGCAGCGAACGUGGACAAGUGCUUCCUCCCGCAGGACGAACGGUGUGGCGGCCAUCACGACGGGAGACGGUCGCUUCUCACUAGCUGUGGGCCAGCCUUCCUUUCCGAGGACGUGCGACCGCUGUUCAGCGAGGCCGUGCACACUGAUGUUUACAAGAUUGAGAGAGUCUUUCGUCGAGAAUCGUUGUAAAGAGUGUUCAGACAGUGAAACAAUCAACAACACGUGCGCUCCAGAGAGCCAGGCCUUUUGGGGUUUGCUUGCACAUCAGUAAUUUCUGCUGGACGUGCUGUCAUAGUGAAGAGAUUUCUAAGAUUUUUCUGGUUAGAACUGGUAGCCAGUAUAUUAAAUAUUGAUAUAAAGAUAUAUGAAAAGAACUGGAACCAGAUUCAGAAUCAUGAAAGCAACAUUUUUACAAUUAAAAACUAUAUAAAACAGGGUUCAAAGGAAAUUAAAACAGAACUAUGAGAAGUACAAUUUGUUAUAGUAUAGUAUCAAAUUUCUAUAUAGAUUUUAUACCUCAGUGGGAAAGAUAACUGACUCCAACCACAUUCAUUUUGUUUUCAUCUGUGACAGUCAUGGAUGCUUUUUUAUUUCUCCUCGGGGUGCUGAAAUCGAGCUGGGAAAAAAGGCUCUUUGAACGUAGUUUUAAUUGCUUUCUACAAUUUUUAAAAUUUGGUUUGUGGGCUGUUAGAAUUGUAAUUUUUAAUUGCCUUCCAAAAAUGGGGAUUUAAAAUCAUCCCUGGGUUCACUGCACAGUUAGAUAUCUCAGUUGCUCUUGGGUCAACUGGCUAGUAGACUCGCACACACACAUGGAUUUCUUAUUAGAUUUUCAACAACUUAACUUCAUUCAACUGAUUAUGCUUAAUACCCAAGAUUCAUACUACUGUACUACAGGUAUGUUUUUACAGCAAUAAAUCUUCAGUUUUUUGUUUCUGAUUCCACUCAACAAAAGGCCUGCAGAAGUGAUUUAUUAUUUGGGUAUUUGGAGAUGAUACGUUUGACGUUGUUUUUUUGUUUUUUUGUUUUGUUUUGUUUUGUUUUUGAAAACUUUUCACUCCAUACUCAAGAUGUGCUUCACUGUCAAGUGCGUAUUUAGUUUAGGUUCUUGAAUUGUAAUGUUGAUCUGCUGCGUUUUUUAAGAAAAUAAAAUUUAACUGAAAAUGU